AUGUCGUUUAGGCUCAGCCGAGCGAUGCGCUAUGGUGCCGCGGCGGCGGGCGUUGUGGGGGCCGGCACAGCCGCCAUUGUCCUGCCGCCGAAGGAAACGAUCCCGCCGGCGCUGUUGCCGUCGCGUGUCCUGCUAGAGGGCUUCGGUCGUGUGGGGCGCUGUAUUUACACGGGUGGGCUGAUCUACUGGGACUACACCUUCCACGUGACACAGCAAGACCGGCAGGAGCGGUGGAACGAGGUGCACCGUCGGUGCGCGCAGCGGCUGGUCGAUCUGGCGGAGAGUAACGGUGGGCUGUACGUGAAGGCGGGUCAAAUCUUCGCGAAUAUGGGCCACGUGCUGCCUUACCAGUACUGCCAGGUGAUGUCUGUGCUGCAGGAUGCGGUGGUGAAGCGCCCCUACGCGGAGGUCGUAGCGGUCCUGGAGAAGGACUUGGGGCGUCCUCUCAGCGAAGUUUUCUCAUACGUCGACUCGACCCCGCUCGCAGCGGCGUCGCUGGCGCAGGUGCACCGUGGCCGUCUGCGCGACGAGAACACGGAGGUGGCGAUCAAGGUACAGUACCUCGAUGUUGCUCAGCGGUUUAAUGGCGACAUGCGCACCAUCUCCCUCAUGUUUGCGGCGGCCAGCUACUUCUUUCCUGGUUAUGACUUUGGGCAGAUCAUCACGAAGCUGAACGACACCGUUGCCGCGGAGCUCGACUUCCGGAUUGAGGGCCGCAAUAGCGACCGCGCUGCGGCGGACCUGCAGGCCUACGGGUGGGGUGAGCGGGUCGUGUGCCCACGAAUAUUUUGGAACCACUCCAGCAAGCGAGUGCUUGUGUCGAAGUUCAUCCCGAACGCAGUGAAGAUCUCCGACCGCGCCGGUAUCGCGUCUAAGGGCCUUAGCGUGAAGGAGGUCGCGACGACGUUUUUCGAUGUCAUCGCCUUUCAGAUUUUUUGCACUGGCUUCUUCCACGGCGACCCACACGCCGGAAACAUCCUCGUACACAAGCUGCCGAGCGGGAAGCCCCAGGUGGUGCUGCUUGACUUUGGUCUGUGUGCGGAGCUGGACGCGGCGCAGCGCCGCGAGAUAAGCGACAUCUGGACGGCCUCCAUCACCCACGACACUCCCAAAAUCACCGAAAUCGCACACCGUUACCACUGCGACGACUACGGGCUGUUCGCCUCCUGCUUUCUGCAGCACCCGUACGACUACUCAGCGAACAGCGCCAGUAACCGGCUGAGGAGUUCGGACGCGUUGGUGUUAAUGCGGGAGACAGCUAAGCACCGCAUGGCGGAGCUGAACAAUAUCGUCGCAGCGCUGCCGAAGGAGUACGCCCUCGUGUUGCGCAGCAUCAUGGCCACCAAGGCCAUCAACCGUGAGCUCGGCGAGGCGGCGAACCGGCCGAUGUGCAUGCUGCGCUACUCCCUCAAGACCUCUCGCGAGGACUUGCCCAAGCUUCAGCUUAUGGCGCUGAUGGCCAAGGCGUGGUUUGAGGAGUGGUACUCGUCGAUCGCGCUGCGCUUGGCACUGUGGAGGCACCCGGAGUUGUCUGAGGUGUUGGCGAACUCCCUGCAGCUGAGCGGCUAG
Molecule: messenger RNA, 1569 nt
Organism: Leishmania braziliensis MHOM/BR/75/M2904
Lineage: Eukaryota; Euglenozoa; Kinetoplastea; Trypanosomatida; Trypanosomatidae
Exons: 1
Coding region: 1-1569 (522 amino acids)
Source: RefSeq, a predicted model, not a curated record